Messenger RNA from Oryza sativa Japonica Group (Japanese rice), 2795 nucleotides. RefSeq names its product hydroxyproline O-galactosyltransferase GALT6. NCBI's taxonomy places the organism in Eukaryota, Viridiplantae, Streptophyta, Magnoliopsida, Poales, Poaceae. Gene Ontology annotation, molecular function: carbohydrate binding; hexosyltransferase activity. The record is from RefSeq and is a predicted model, not a curated record. Gene Ontology annotation, cellular component: Golgi membrane.
ACUAACACGUCCUUCCCCUUCGCUGUGUGUUGGGUUCGGUUCGCUUGGCCGCCUCCGCCUCCGCCUCCGCCGCCGCCUCGCCCCCUCCUCGCGCGCGGCGGAAGCCGGCGGCCAUCCACCACACGGCUCCGGCUGCGGCUGCGCCCGACCAUCCUCCUCCUCGUACUCUAGGGUUAGGGUUUCCAGCGCCGGGCCGGAGGGGACCGUCCGUCGAGGUUUGCCGAGGCGGGCGCGCGUCGAAAUGCGGAGGCCACCGGCUGCCGGCGCGACGUGCCGGCGUUUCGCGAUCCGGGGGUUCGUGGCGGUGUUCCUCGUGUACGUGCUCGCGGCGCUCGCGCUCGAGUCGCCGCUGCUGGUGGUGCCCACGCCCGUGCCGGGAGCCGGGGCGGCCACCGCGGCGUCGCGGCCGCUUCACCUCGAUGGCUCGGGCGAGCGCGGGCGCGGCAGCGCGCCGGCCCGGCCGUUGAAGCGUCCCCACCGGGAGACGCUCUCGGCGGCGGGGAGGUCGUCGAGGCGGCUGCCCGGGAUCGUCUCCGGGCUCGACCUCCGCCGCCUCAACGCGACCCGCUCCGGCUCGCUCCGCAAGGUCGCCGCGGAGGCCGCUGCGGCCGGGGCUCGCGUCUUCUCCGAGCUGCAAACCCUCGCGGGCACCGUGACUGAGCUGGAUGCGACCGGGGAGGAGGAGAGGAGCAGGUGCCCUCACUCGAUCGUCCUCACCGGCGACGAGUUCCGGGUGAAGGGGCGGACCGUGGAGCUGCCGUGCGGGCUGACGCUCGGGUCGUACAUCACGGUGGCCGCCACGCCGCGCGCGGCGCAUGCCGACCGAGAUCCUAAAAUCACGCUGGUGCGGGAGGGGGACGAGCCGAUCAUGGUGUCGCAGUUCAUGAUGGAGUUGCAGGGGCUCAAGACGGUGGACGGUGAGGACCCGCCAAGAAUCCUCCACUUCAAUCCUCGCCUCCGCGGCGACUGGAGUGGCAAGCCUGUGAUCGAGCAGAACACAUGUUACCGAAUGCAGUGGGGAACUUCUCUCCGCUGCGAGGGCUGGAGGUCCCGUGCUGAUGAGGAGACCGUGGAUGGGAUGGUGAAGUGUGAGAAAUGGAUUCGAGAUGACGAGGAGAGGUCAGAACAAUCAAAGACGUCAUGGUGGCUCAACCGCCUCAUUGGCCGAACAAAGAAGGUCUCUGUUGAUUGGCCAUACCCGUUUGUGGAGGACUGCAUGUUCGUUCUUACUCUUACCGCCGGGUUGGAGGGUUACCACGUGAACGUUGAUGGACGACACGUCACAUCAUUUCCGUACCGCACUGGAUUUGUGCUUGAAGAUGCCACUGGCUUAUCAUUGAAUGGGGAUCUUGAUGUGCAAUCGGUGUUUGCAGGGACUUUGCCCACUGCACACCCUAGCUUUUCACCUCAGAAACACCUAGAGAUGUUGCCUAUUUGGCAGGCCCCUCCCCUUCCAGACGAACCAAUUGAGAUUUUCAUUGGCAUCCUGUCAGCAGGCAACCAUUUUGCUGAACGUAUGGCUGUGAGGAAGACAUGGAUGUCUGCUGCCCAGAAGUCCUCGAAUGUCGUGGCCCGUUUUUUUGUUGCCCUGAACAGCAGAAAAGAAGUCAAUGCAGAAUUGAAGAAAGAGGCAGAGUUUUUUGGGGACAUUGUUAUUGUGCCAUUCAUGGACAGCUAUGACUUAGUUGUUCUAAAGACUGUGGCAAUAUGUGAAUAUGGGGUGCGUGUUGUUUCCGCUCGAUAUAUAAUGAAGUGUGAUGACGAUAAUUUUGUUAGACUUGAAUCAGUGAAGGAUGAACUUAAGAAAAUACCAAGAGGUAAAAGUCUCUAUGUGGGAAACAUGAAUUAUCACCACAAGCCAUUGCGCACUGGGAAGUGGGCUGUCACUUAUGAGGAGUGGCCAGAAGAGGAUUACCCAACAUAUGCAAAUGGUCCUGGCUACGUUAUAUCUUCUGAUAUUGCUGCUUCCAUUGUGUCAGAAUUUACAGCUCAUAAAUUAAGGCUCUUCAAGAUGGAAGAUGUGAGCAUGGGCAUGUGGGUUGAGCGGUUCAAUAACACCAGACAUGUUCAAUAUGUUCACAGUAUCAAGUUCUGCCAAUUUGGAUGCAUAGAUGAUUACUACACUGCACAUUACCAGUCACCGAGGCAAAUGCUAUGUUUGUGGGAUAAGCUGCAGUCUGGGAAAGCACAAUGUUGCAAUAUGAGAUAGCGACAAUGAAACUGGCAGCAUCGAUCCCCUUCGAUUGUGUUAGUGGUCAUUCUUCUUUGCUACAUGAUGAUCCUGAGCCCAAGAUCGAAGGACUGUUUUGCGAUGAUAAAUUAAGUCCUCAGAUGACUAACAAAUGGCCAUAGUUUCUUGCUUUUCAUGUAGAGAUGACCGUCGAAACUUUCAGCUAGAAACCAACUCAGGGAAUGAAUACGAAGUUCAGUGGGCACUAAUAGAACUGCUCAAGGACUUCAUCUGUACAUGUGAAGGGUAGAAAGCUUAGUUGAAAUUGUUGCUACUCUUGAUAUGCCUGAUUGUGGUUGAAAGUCAUGAACAACCCAUCAGGUACGUAGAACAUCUUGGCGUUUUACUCAAUUUGUCGCAGAAUUUUUGAUUUGACAUGGUCAUAAGUUAUGACAUGUAUUUAGUUCUGGCUGCAAACAUCUUGCAUGAGUUCAUGGAGUAUCAGAUUUUUCUUUUCCUUCUUGUUUUUAGAUUCAGGUUGUAUCGCUGCAGCUCGAGUGUUCAUACGUAUUAAUUUGAAAUGUACGUACAUAUAAUAUUUUUGUCGAGAAAUACAGUAUAAAUA